AUGUCUGAUGUUCCACUGUUGGGUGCUCAUUUGCAAUGGAAAUUAGCCAUCGAAAGAUCUUCAUUAGCAUAUGCCUGUAAAAGUACAACCAACAAUGUACUUUUUGCUGUGGAUAUACCUUACCCUCUACUGAGAGCUUGGUAUAGUUUAGUUGUUCUCAAGAAGCCUGUCCAACCUUCCAGCGAAGCAACAACAGUGUAAUUAAUACCUAACUACACGUUUGUCGAUUUGCUAGAACAUUCAAUUCCUGGGCAUUCGUUUGCUAUUAGCCGUGAUGAGGUCACCAGAUCUGAAGUAAACAAAUCACUUCUACGUAUUGCAAGUAAAGUUGAUAUGGAGUAUUACAAUACGAGAGGUAGGAAGAGAAUGGCACUGGAUAGCAGAAGCAAAAAGUUCCAUAUUUUUGAGGGACAAACCAUCUCAUUAGCACAACUCCAACAUGAAAGCCAACAGGUUCAUGAUGAACUUGAAGAAUGGAGGAGCAAGUGUACCAAUCUGGAAGCAGAUAUACAAAAAUUAUAUGGUGAGAUGGAAACUGCUAUAAAUGAAAAAAACAAAGAGAUUUCAGAUCUGCAUUCAAAAAAUGAGGAACUUUUAAGUUACAUUGAAAUACUUGAAAAAUCCCAAGAUUUGCAGCACAAAGGAAAAGACAUUUCUGAGGUCAUAAAAAAAUCAAGAACACUGAAAAAAUAUUUAUCUCGAGCCAACGUUGCAUUGUGGUUUUCAAGAUCAUUUGGCCUCCAAGUUGAGAGUUUAAUUGUAAGCGAAGUUAAAUCUGGUGUGAAGCAUUUAUAUAUAAUUUAACUCUUCCAAACAAAACUACUGACCAAGCAAGUGACAAAGGUUUUGAUGCACUCUCGGUUGAUGAUAAAUCCAAGGUUGAAAAGGUCCUUUUUCUGCUUGACAGAUUUUGUGUCGGUGAUCAUUUUUACCAUGAGUUGUCAAUGGUUAUAAAUGGAUUGCCAAAAUCUUAUCUAGUCAAGCAGAGAAGGGACCAAUUGAACAAAAUGUGUCACAUAAAUGCACUACCAGGUGACCAGGAAGGGGCCCAAGUUUCUUUCAAGGAAUUGUUGAAAGAAAGGGUACAGAAUUAUAUAACAAGUCAUCCAAACAUAAUUAGUGACGGUGUACCUCUUAGAGUGAAGAUUUCAGGAGAUGGAGCAAAUAUGACCAGAUCGUCAAAUUACAUUCUUAUGACCUUUGGUUUGCUUGAUGCAUCAGAGGACAUAAUGGCAGCUAAUGGAAACCACACAAUAGCUGUGGUUAAGGGUAAGGAGGACUAUGAUGUGUUGAAGGAGUCAUUCAAAGAUAUCCUCCGGGAUAUCAAUGAAGUGGUUGCGGAGAAGAAGAUAGAUGUUGAUGAAGGUACUGUGAAUCUAGAAUUUUUUUUGGGCGGGGAUUACAAAUUCAUCCUGUUAAUGAUCGGCCUCAGUGGAGCGACAUCAAACCAUGCAUGUGUAUGGUGUACUGUUCACAAAGAUGAGAGGUGGAACAUGAGUCAUGACUUAGAAUACUACAACUCACCACCCCUAAAAAGAACAUUAGAGGAAAUGCAUAGAUUGGCAGGUAAAACAAAACAAAACUUCUGCUGUGUACAUAAACCCCUUUUGGAUAUUGAGCUAAGUCAUGUUAUCCUAGACGAGUUGCAUUUGUUGCUAAGGGUCAUGGAUGUACUAAUUGGCAAUUUAGUUCAAGGCAAGCCUGAAAAUAAGCGGCCGGUCGCGGACAUUGUCCGGUACGAAAAGGGGUUCUGUCCGACACAACUGCUUUUUUGCCGGACAUUUUGUCCGGCAGCAUAUCAAUACUAAUAGAAAUAAAACUGUUUGCUACUGUAUUAAAAAAGUACCUUAUCGAACCCAAUAUCUUCGCUUGUAUCUCUUUUAUAUGUAUUUAUUUUAAUUCUCCUGUUUAAAAAUGUAUUUGAAUAGUUUGAAGCCGAAUGUAUGGCACUAAUUUUUCGCUUAUUUUGACAAUAAUAACUGCCUGCUAUUUUGUGCGCCCGCAUUACUUGCAUACGUUAUCUGAUGUACUUCGUGUAGAUUUGAAUUAAAUGUAUAACAACCACAUGGAAUUUUUUAAAGAAAAAUGGCGUCUCGAAUCACUGACUUUUUUGCGAGAAAAAAUGCAAAUUCUACAACAUCUAAUACCGCCAUACCUGUACUUCCGGAUGUAAAUGACCGGGAAAUGCCAAAUCCGGAUUCAAGCACGAAGAAACGUGUCUUGAAACUAGCGACAGUUAAGAGGUGGAUUAACGAAGAUCUAGCCAAAGAUAAUGGUAGUAUUUGGAUGCAUUACGAAGCUAACAAGCAGGAACAUGUUGAAAAUCUAUACUGCAAAAUUUGUCAAAAGUAUAAGGAGCAAAUAUGUACCAUGAAAGAUUUCUCAUAUGCCUGGAUAAAUGGGUCAAAAAACUUGAAGUUAUCGAAUGCAAAAGAUCAUGCAAAUUCGAAGUGUCACAUUCGGGCAUUCCGAUUACACGCAAACGAGGUUAGGGCUUGCACUGUAGAAUCAUUACAGUUGCCAGAAAAACUAAUUCCCGGACUGAAACAACCAACUGUUUUCGAAGGAUUUGUUCAAAUGUCAGAUAUAAUGAAAGAACAGAUAAAAAAGAAAUUUGAGCUUGCCUAUUUCGUGGCGAAAAAGGAACUUCCUUUUACUAUGUAUGAAGAUCUAGUUACCUUAGAGAAACACCAUGGUGUUGACAUUGGCAAUGCAUAUGUAAAUCGCAUUGAAUGUGCUGAUUUUAUUGAUUACCAUGGAGAAUACCUGUCAAAAACACUGACAAACGAUCUGAAAGAAGCAAAGUUUUACAGUGUUCUAACAGAUGGAACAACAGACUGCAGUGUUACAGAGAAGGAGCUUGUCUAUGUACUGUAUUUUAAUCCAAAACAAACUGGGGAAAACAUUGGGGUUAAGCUGGCAUUUCUUUGUUUGAAAGAUGUCAAGAAAGCUGAUGCACCUGGCAUUAAGUCUGUAAUUGAAUCAAGCUUUGCUUCUUUGGGUAUCACUAAUAAUGAACUUUAUUCCAAACUUGUUGGGUUUGGUGCAGAUGGAGCUUCGGUGAACAGUGGUGACAAAAAUGGCGUAAAAGCCUUGCUACAGGAAAAAUCGCCAUGGUUAAUCUUCCAGUGGUGUGUGGCUCACAGAUUAGAGCUGGCCUUGAAGGAUGCACUCCAGCCAACCUUUUUCAAGCAAGUUGAUCAGAUGCUCACAAGGCUGCAUUCAUUCUAUAGCAAGUCGCCUAAGAAGCUACAUGAGCUUAAAUCACUUCAUGAACUAUUGAAAAAUACAUUUGACUUUGUUGAAGGUUCAUUAAAGCCAAAACGAGCAAGUGGAACACGCUGGAUUUCAUUCAAGCUGGCAGCCUUAAGCCUUGAUAAGUUUGGAAUUUAUCUAACGCAUUUGGAAAAUCUGGCUGAACAAGAAGGAAAUGCUGAAAUUGUUGGGUACUUGAGAAGGUGGAAAACCAGUCAAAUGCUGCUGCAUAUAGCAUUCUUUAUUGAUGUGUUAACUCCUGCUGCAGAGUUAUCAAAGAUUUACCAGGAAGAAGAUAUAGAUAUU
Messenger RNA from Paramuricea clavata, 3561 nucleotides. Lineage: Eukaryota; Metazoa; Cnidaria; Anthozoa; Malacalcyonacea; Plexauridae. The record is from the annotation of a GenBank genome assembly.